Molecule: messenger RNA, 1494 nt
Organism: Adelges cooleyi (spruce gall adelgid)
Lineage: Eukaryota; Metazoa; Arthropoda; Insecta; Hemiptera; Adelgidae
Product: platelet-activating factor acetylhydrolase-like
Exons: 9
Coding region: 118-1323 (401 amino acids)
Molecular function (GO): 1-alkyl-2-acetylglycerophosphocholine esterase activity
Source: RefSeq, a predicted model, not a curated record
GAAAGCCGGUCAGUCGGCAAUCUCACCAAGUGCCUACAAUACGCGUUAAUCUCGCCAAGAAAAAAAGUGUAACAACAUUUAUUAUAUGGUGUCCGUACAUAAAAUAAAAAUAAAACCAUGGAAGUAAACGAUUCGGAAAAAUGUCACCUACCAUACCCUUCGGGUCCUUUUGCGACGGGAUGUAUUGACCUAAUGACUGAGUACAGCCCGGAAGGAUGUUUUGCAAGGAUAUUUUACCCGACAGAUAUUCCAUCCGAACAGAUAAACGAAUAUUCGGAUAAAUGGAUGCCAUGGAUGCCGAACGAGACAUAUUUAAGAGGAUUUGCGAGCAGCCUCCGGAUACCCUUUUUCGUGUUCAAAUACGGACCGUAUUUGAUAAGACAAAAACCUCACUAUAUACCCACCAUUUGCGACGCGCCGUUGUCCAAAGCUCUCGAGUCCUAUCCCUUGCUAGUGUUUUCCCAUGGAUUCGCAGCUACCAGAUUCGUUUGCUCGGAGUACUGUAACUCGAUAGCGUCUCACGGUUUUAUCGUUGUCGCCAUCGAACACAGGGAUACAUCAGCGCCAGCUACGUUCUACUAUGAUUCUCCAGAGAGCGUAAAAAACGACCAAUGCACGUGGGUGGACCACGUACACUUGCACCAAAUAUGCGAUAACGAUCAUUACCUAUUGCGAAAUAAACAAUUAAAAUACAGAUUCAAGGAAAUGGAAAAACUUUUAGACACACUUUCUGAAAUCAAUAACGGUGCUCCUGUUGAAAAUAUAAUUAAUUAUAGCUUCGACUUAGAACAGUUCAAAGGUAAACUGAAUUUCAACAAAGUUAUUGUGGCGGGAUAUUCAUUCGGCGGAUCUACCGCUAUGUACACUGCAGCGAACGACAAACGUAUUAAGACCGCUGUUAUUAUUGAUGGUUGGAUGUUCCCGAUCAAAUCUGAACCGUUUUUGAAUAUUGAUCAACCUAUUCUAUUCAUUAACUCUCAAACAUUUCAUAUACCUUCAAACAUAUCCGUACUUCGAAAGUAUUUUAAUUCCAAAGGAAUUCGUCAGUUGUACACGUUGAAGAAUACUACUCAUGAGAGCCAUACGGAUACUCCCUACAUUUGGGGUUAUUGGUUAGAUAUAAUCAUGUGGAAAAAAUUGGAUCCGGAAACUGCGUUGAAAAUACAAAGCUACUUGACAAUACGAUUUUUACGAGAUCACGCCGGUUAUCCGACAAAUGCCGACAGUGCGCAAAUAUACUUAAAGGAACACAGCGACGACAUAACUGACGAUUUUAUCAGUUACACGAAAACGAUAAAAAGAAAAAUGGGCAUUUUCUGGUGAAUUCCCGUGGAAGUCAAAUUAUUUUAACCUAUUAUUUUGACAAUGGUGUAAUUAUUAACUUGAUGUGAUAAAUAUGAACUCAUUUAUACGAUAAAUAUAUACUUCAUUUGCAUAUAAAAUUGUUAAAUAGUUAAGUUUUUGUCGUAAUUAAAAUGAACUGUGAAGUACAAA